Molecule: messenger RNA, 556 nt
Organism: Racocetra persica
Lineage: Eukaryota; Fungi; Glomeromycota; Glomeromycetes; Diversisporales; Gigasporaceae
Source: the annotation of a GenBank genome assembly
UAUCGACACAAAGGUUAUGCUUCAAAGUUAGUGGAAUUGUUGAGUGAUAAAUUUAAAAUCGAAUACAAGGCAAAAUUUUCAUACUUGUACUCUGAAAUUGGUCCUAAUUUUUAUCCUAGAUUAGGUUGGAAAAUUUUUUCGCAUAAAGAGAUCAGAUUUAAUGUUGACAAUAAAUACUUGACACCUUUAGAAAAUUCUGAAUCGAUCAUUGCAAUUAAUAAUUCUAACUUAGAAUAUGUAGUUAAUAAAGAUUGCGAAUUGAUCAAAAAUGAUCUCGGGAAAUUGAACAAGAAAAGCGUAGCAAUAUUACCUACUAAACCUGCUUUUUACUGGUUAUUUCAAAAAACCAAGCUAUAUUCAAAUUUUCUUACGGAUGAUAACGAUUCAAAACUUUUUGGCGCCAUCAUUAUGAAUGAAAAAAAUAAUUCUAUUAGCAAGAAUUUCAACGAAAAUUUCAAUGAUGAAUUGCUUGAAAAUUUCAUUAUGUGGAAUCAUGACUUUAAAGACAAUAAAUUAUUCAUAAUCAGAUUUCGUAGCGAUUCUCCAUAUAAAACUC